UCCUCCGUUUGGUUUCCUCUCUGUUACAAUGCUCGCAAAACCUCGCCACUGCUGAAGCAAACCAGGGCAGAGGUCAAGAUUGCUCAAGGCCUCGUUUAGUCCAAAACAGGAUGUGCACUUUCCAAAAAUCCUCUAAAUCUCUGAAGAGGAUGUGCGCAUGUUAGCACAAUGACAUAACACAAGUUUGUGAUUAGAAUCAUAACAAAGUGUCAACCUUUGUCCAGUUGUACUCCUCAAAUAUCGGAUUGGAACAAUUGUGUCUGAUUACAAUUAAUGUAUAUUCAAAAGUAAUCAGUCCAACAUAACGGUCCUGCUGGGACAUUUUAUAUACAAAAUAGUUUCCUCACUUGCAGGCUGCUUUUCUGUCUCAUCAGGCCUUCCUGAGGAGAUAUUAACAAUUGGAUGGGAAAGAUUCAAUGGCUGCAUGAACAAAUGACAGGGGGACUGGAGCUGCAGCAUCUGCUUCAGUUUUGAGUGGUCUCCUGUUCUGCGCUGAUGGAAUAAGCAUUAUGAGCCAGCCAGUAAUUGCAUGCGGAGCAGUGAGUGGAAAAGCGCACCCUGUAGAGCGUCACCGGAGCGCAUCUAAUGACGGCCUGCACCGGCCUCCCACCCACCUGUGUGGAAAUAGCUGCCUGACAUGCAGUGAUUAAAACAGGAGGGAUGAGAAGGCGCCUAAUCAGCUCGGAGGAGAGUUGAGGGUCUCAUCAUCAUCAUCAGCAUCAGCAGCAGUCAGGCAGGGUCCAAUCACAAGCAGCUGCAGCGGCAGCAUCUCGCCGAGGAUCACGCCUGCUAUUCUAUUCUACAAAAGUUGCAUCGUGAACCCCGCUGUGGGUUUCUUCUGAAUCGGAAUGUUCCAGCUGACGCGUGAGAACAUCUCAGAACAUCUCGUCUCGUGGUGCUGCUGACCCACCCUCCCCCUAGUAAGCCACACACCCCAACGUUUCCCCCCCUCCUCUUCCCUAUAUGUCGUGCGUGUGCGUGGAUUUAUCAAGAGCGACGACGAUGGAGACCUGCGACACUUGUUCGUUCUAACUAAACAACACAAGGAAGAAAAAGAAAAAAAAACAGCUGAUCCAGAAUCCGGGAUUCCAGGAUCCGGAUCAAGUGCAGGUCUAAUAAAGAACAGGCUGCCUGUCUGAGUGAGAGACGCGGAGGUUGAGUGCGCAGACUCCGGCGACAAAACCUCGCACAGCGACGCACAGCGGACUCCCUUGGAGAGAGAGAGGUCCCUUGGUCUUUUUUGGCCCCGAGCCCCCUUUACCAAACCCACCCCCUCAAAAGCUUGCAGGAGCCCACCCUCCCCGCCGCCUCCCCUAUCCAUAUGUGCCUCCAUUCUCUGCCGCACAUUUUUCCAAAUUACAUGUAAUUAUAUUUUUCUCCAGUCACAGACGAAUCUGCCACCGUCUCAUUAUUUGCCGGCACCUCCAACACAAUAACUUUCAGGCAUUUACAUAUUUCUCUACAAAAGUGAUAUUCUUUGAACCCACUUCCCAGUGACAAAUCAGGGAUAAUUUUUCUUCCCUUUUGAUAUUUUUUUUGGGACAGGAGCCGUCAUUCAUCACGCGCUUAAUUAGUCACCCCAGUUUAAAUGGGACUGGCAAUUUGGAGCUCGGAAGAACGGCACAAGUCGUCGCUCGCAAUGUCUCUCGCGGGCGGGGAGCCAUUUCCUCGGUUUGUGCUUACUCCUAAUUUCCAGCGCUAGCGGCCUCCUCCUCCUUCUCCUCACACUUAAAAGCUCCCUCAUUAUCACCCACCAGCACCCCAUCACAGUCACAGCUUGUGCCAGGCCAGCGCCGAUACUUGCCAAUCCGAUCCCGGAAUAAACAGCAAGAGAUAAAAAGUGCAGCCAUAGAAAUGCCCGAGGAAGAUUUAGUACGACGGGGGGAGUCUCCCGCGGGCUCCCCUUAAGUCACCGAGUGAGUGACAGUCGAUGUUUACAAUGUGCCGAUGAGCUAUCUAACGAGUGCCUACUUUUGAAUGUGCCAUACCGUAAAGCAGAUGAUAACGUUUACAUUUACAUACAAUCGAUACGACAUUGCUGCUCAAGUGCCGCCAUCAGUACAGGAAUGUAAAGGACUGCCUCAUAUCCGAAAAGCAUUGCGACAAAAUUCAUGAGCAGCUAUCUGAAAUCGAAGCUACCAGUUAAGAGUGGGUUUUUUUUCCUCCCUCGGCCAAUUUUGAUCUCGCCAGCUUUUCUGAAUGAAGCUGCUGUUGUUGCAUUGUGAAUAUUCACAGCUACGCUUUUGGAAUCAGCUGGUGAACUAAAACCUGCACAACAAAAGCGCCGUUCCAAUCGUCAUGUAAAAAUGACGCCCACAGCCAAUCUCCGCAUUCUGGCGCUGCUCUUCCUUCUCACGCACGCCACCGGGGAGGAUGUCAUCCCAUCCUCUGCCGCGUUUUCUACCCAGCCCGGCCCCUCCAUCCCACAGUCCAAUCCGAGGCCGGCCGCCCUAAGGAGUCGGCCCAGAGUCCCUGAGAAAGUUCCCGAAAGCCCCCCAGAGGGAGUCCUGGAGGCGCCACCUAAACCCAUGCCCCAAAUGAUGUUCCCCAAAAAUGUGACAUCAUCCGAGGCACUGGCCCCGCCCCUUGGCGCCGCCCAGGUGGCCCCGCGCCUCAUCGACGUGUGGAUGGACGUAUGUCAGGGUUACUAUGACGUGAUGGGACACUUUGACAACUCCUUCAACUGCACUAAGGACAUGUUCAUCUACUGCUGCGGGACGUGCCACUACCGCUUCUGCUGCCCCGAUCGAAACCAGCAACUGGAGCAGGACAGCUGCAAGAACUACGACUCGCCCGCCUGGGCCAAGACAGAGUCCAACGCCCUGGUCAUCGAAGAGGACCUGGGUCCCGACCCGGAUUUCGACCCUCUCAAGCAGCAGAGCCACAACACGGGCUUCGUGAUCGGAGGCGUGGUGGUGUUCAUGGUGGCCGUGGCUGUGGGUAUCAAGGUGGUCUUCAACAAGGUCCAGCACGAAGCCAUCCAGAGGGACCUCAAUAUGCCAAGAGCCUUGGUCGACAUGUUGCGGCACCAGUCCAGUCCGGUGCAGCAGGACGAGAGAAACAACAGCGUGGCCCUGACCGUGGGAGAUGGCCAGGGGACGCUGGGGAGAGCGCCGAAAAACCUCUACGCUCCAGGAGUGCCGAGCAAGGACAACAGAUUGGGCAACCUGCAGCACAAUUUUAUCCACACGUCAGGCUCCAGCCCCCAACACACUGCGACUAUUGAACGCACCCCCCGGAUGAACAACGCUCAGCUGGCGGCGGGGGGCACCUUGCUGUCCAAUAAACACAACAACACCAAAUCCCAGCCUGCCUUCCACCACUCCCUGCACAACCUGGCUCAGCUGCCACCCUCCUACGAGAGCGCCACCAAGCCCGAACUCAACCGAUACUCUUCGCUCAAACGGCUCGAAAAAGGUUUGGAUGAGUACUCAUCUGGUUACUGCACCACCAAGCGGCGCCCGCACACCGCCCAGCCGGCCCUUCAGUCCUCCCAGCACCACCUCCACUGGGGUGGGGACUACACGCUUAGCGGGAGAGGAACGCUGCCCAGGCACGCGGCCCGUCCUUGGAUUCCCCCGCUGCCGUCCGGCAUGCCCGCCUCCCCCACUCCCAACCCUUACCCCUUGGACCCCCCCCCGGAGCCCCAGUACAACCCCAACUACGACACCCUCUCCAAACCCAGGAAGGUCAAGUCCACUGACCAGCUGCUCAACAUGGGCGACGUCCCCGGCAACACGGGAACUCUGUCCCGUCUUUCCAAGAACCAGCAGCACCAGUACUACAAAGCCAUGGCUGCCUCCGGUAAGAACUCCAACACACAGACCCUCACUCGCAAGACGCAGGACAGGCAGGACAGGCAGGACAGGCAAGACAGGCAAGACAGGCAGGACAGACAAGACAGGCAGGACAGGCAGGACAGGCAAGACAGGCAAGACAGGCAGGAGAGACACGAGAGACACGAGAGACAGGACCGGCUGCUCAUGUCCCCAGACCAUUUGGAGGAGAGAAUGGGCGGGAUGGGGGUCAUGGAGCCGUACGCUCACCCGGGAGGGGGUGUCCCCACCCUGCCCCGCCAGCAGAAGGCCCAGUCCCAGCAGAACGUGUGCGCCACCCCCUCCCUGGACCGACACCACAUGAUCAAGAUGAACUCUCACCCGACGUCCGGCAGAGAGCAGGAGAGGAACCCGGGCAUGACUGGCCACAUCAGCGGGGGCAUGGGCUGGGCGGGGGAGGCGCCUGGGGCGGGCGUUGUCAUGGGAACGGGAACACUAGGGGGCCACAACGCCCGCAGGAUGGCUUUCGCGAGCAAACGACAGAACACCAUUGAGCAGCUGCAUUUCAUCCCGGGUGGCGGAGGCCCCGGCCCUGGCAGCGGGUCCGGGGGGAGCGGGGGCGGCGGGGGCGGCGGCAGUCAGGGGAUCAGGACAGGGAGCAAAAAUGAGGUGACAGUCUGAGUGGGCAUUGUGCCUAACGUAGCGAGCGCUCAACCCUCGCCGCUGGACCAGAGCG
Messenger RNA from Syngnathus acus (greater pipefish), 4512 nucleotides. RefSeq names its product protein shisa-6 (gene shisa7a). The coding region runs from base 2307 to 4457 and encodes 716 amino acids. The transcript has 9 exons. Gene Ontology annotation, biological process: regulation of AMPA receptor activity; regulation of short-term neuronal synaptic plasticity. Lineage: Eukaryota; Metazoa; Chordata; Actinopteri; Syngnathiformes; Syngnathidae. Gene Ontology annotation, cellular component: postsynaptic density; AMPA glutamate receptor complex; postsynaptic membrane. The record is from RefSeq and is a predicted model, not a curated record.